Phyllopteryx taeniolatus (common seadragon) is the source of this 1556-nucleotide messenger RNA. RefSeq names its product pyruvate dehydrogenase E1 subunit beta (gene pdhb). Gene Ontology annotation, biological process: pyruvate decarboxylation to acetyl-CoA. Gene Ontology annotation, molecular function: pyruvate dehydrogenase (acetyl-transferring) activity. The transcript is spliced from 10 exons. Bases 65 to 1225 code for a protein of 386 amino acids. The record is from RefSeq and is a predicted model, not a curated record. Lineage: Eukaryota; Metazoa; Chordata; Actinopteri; Syngnathiformes; Syngnathidae.
UGAAAUCUCCACUGCCCUCCUGCCGGCCCCGCCCUCUAAUCGGCAAAAGGAGGACUGGUUAAAGAUGGCGCUGUCCGUGAAGUCCGUUCUCCGUUCCGGAAAGGAUGUCGUGUCGGUGCUGCGGCGACGGGCCUUUCACAGGAGCGCCCCGGCCGCUGUUCAGGUGACGGUGCGAGACGCCUUGAACCAGGCCUUGGACGAGGAGCUGGAGAGGGACGAGCGCGUCUUCCUGCUGGGGGAGGAAGUCGCCCAGUACGACGGCGCCUACAAGGUGAGCCGAGGCCUGUGGAAGAAGUACGGCGACAAGCGUGUCAUCGACACGCCCAUUUCCGAGAUGGGAUUCACCGGCAUCGCCGUGGGAGCGGCCAUGGUGAGCGCGUCCACUCGCCGGACGGACGACUCGUCCUGUAAAUAUGCUCCUCGGUUUUUAAAAAAAUUUCCCCUCCAGGCUGGCCUGAAGCCCAUCUGCGAGUUCAUGACCUUCAACUUCUCCAUGCAAGCCAUCGACCAGGUCAUCAACUCGGCGGCCAAGACGUACUACAUGUCGGCGGGGCUGCAGCCCGUGCCCGUCGUCUUCCGGGGGCCCAACGGCUCCUCGGCCGGCGUCGCCGCGCAACACUCGCAGUGUUUCGCCGCCUGGUACGCUCACUGUCCGGGUCUGAAGGUGCUGAGCCCGUGGAACUCCGAGGACGCCAAAGGUCUGCUCAAGUCGGCCAUCAGGGACGACAACCCGGUUGUGUUCCUGGAGAACGAGCUGAUGUACGGCGUCCCCUUUGAGAUGUCCGACGAGGCGCAGUCCAAAGACUUCACCGUGCCCAUCGGCAAGGCCAAAAUCGAGAGGCAAGGUUCUCACGUGACUUUGGUGUCGCACUCUCGCUACGUCGGCCAUUGCUUGGACGUCGCCGCCGUCCUCGCCAAGGAGGGAAUCGAGUGUGAGGUGAUCAACCUGCGCACCAUCCGGCCCAUGGACGUGGAGAGCAUCGAGGCCAGCGUGAUGAAGACCAACCACUUGGUGACGGUGGAAGGCGGCUGGCCGCAGUUCGGGGUCGGGGCCGAGAUCUGCGCCAGGAUCAUGGAGGGUCCGGCGUUCAACUACCUGGACGCUCCGGCCACCAGGGUGACGGGCGUGGACAUCCCCAUGCCGUACGCCAAGAUCCUGGAGGACAACAGCAUACCGCAGAUCAAAGACAUCAUCUUCUCCAUCAAAAAGACCCUCAACGUGUGAAAGCUGAGGAAAAAAAAAAGAAAUAAAAAAUUAGGUAAAUACUGUCCAUUAUUUCCAAAAUGCUCAAGUUCCACUCCGGUCGUUACCUCCUAACUUCGUCCACUUCAAAAUUAAAUCCACCUUUUGAGUCGCCUUGUUAGUUUAACAAAGAAACUAUUAUUGUAUUUAUUAGAUAUUAUAUUGGCAACAUUUGGGACUGAAUUAUUAUUGUUCCCCACCCCUCCCCCCAAAAAAUGCGUUUGGCUGAGGCAGCGGGACUAUUUUCAGGUUCUCUGUGGAUGUUGUUUUGUCACUGUUAUGCCAAUUAAAAAAAAUAAAAAUAAAAAAUUCA